CAAUCCAUGCGACAGCAGACAGCAGACUUCGCCCUUGGCUUUUAUCGCUCAUAACGUACUUGCGCGGUGGUCGAGUGCGAUUGGUUGCAAGUUGUUUUCCCGUUUGUCGUCUGGAGGAGGCGAACAACAGUCAUGGAAGUUUGUCGGAAUCCAGAGUGUGGGGCAGGCCUGCCGCAUGGCGGGGCGUAUCGGACGUGCACAAAAUGCUGCAGGGUCACCUGUAUGAAGUGUAACGCCAUGCAUGAAGGCAGGACUUGCAAGGAUUAUGCAGCGUCCCAGAACAGAACCGUUUUGGCCCCUUUGCAAGCCACUGCCCACCAAGGGCUGCCCAGGAAAGAAGAAGCUACUGUGGUGAGAUCACCGCGUGGCUUUUCCCAGGAAUCUUCUCCAAAAUAUCCCGGUGAUAUGAAGUUUCCUCUAGAAAACACCUCAUUCAAGGAUCAAACAGAUGUACCACUGGAAAAUACCAUAUUGGGGAAUGAAGAAGAAAUCAUUGCCAGGUGCCGGUUGAACGGCUGUUCCGGGAUGGCGGUCAUUGCACGAUGGGAUGCCCUCUUCCCAUGUCCUGUGUGCAAACACUUCACAUGCAUGAAAUGUGAUGCCAUCCACGAAUCCAUGACUUGCGAAGACUACGCCACAAACAAAAAUGCGUCAUCCAACGUCAUGGAUCAUAUUGCUGAUGAGCAAACAGCACCUGCAUCGCCCACCUCAUCAUUUCCAUCUGUGGAGGAGGAGGAAGGGGACGGUACAGGAGGAGUAAUCGUUAACUGUCUUUAUGGCAGUUGCAACGGUCAUGGUUUCGUAGAAAAUUCUGCUACACUUGCCCAGUGUUACGCUUGCAAGCACUGGACCUGUCGUCGGUGCAAGGCGUCACACGAUGGCAAAACGUGUAACCAAUACAAGGCCAUCAAUGUGGAUGAACCUGUUGGAGACCUCCCGGUUAAUGGAACGGAGGACGCGAUAGCAGCGAGCAGCCAAACUGUGCAGUGCACCAAUCCGAAAUGUGGCUCUGAGGUGCAACUCGACACUGCCAGAGUUGCUGCGUCUUGUCCAAACAUGUGCGGCGAGCCCUGUUAUAUUUGUCCUGCCUGUAACAUAUUCACCUGCAUUGGCUGCAACCUGAAGCACGAAGGGAAUGGCGUGAUUGCAACGAUAAAAAAAAUGUUUUCAAUUUCAAGAAAGGAUAGCACGCCAAAACCCGUGUCCAAUAUGUCUCAAGGUGCUGUACCUAAACGAAAGACGGAAGUACAUGCAACAGAAACCUGGAGCAGCAACAACGAAAAUGGAAUGUUGUCCUACCGGAAGUGUAGGAACAACUACUGUGUCAAGUAUGGUGACACUCAUCCUGGACCUUGCUCUCAAAAGAGCAACAGUCAGUGCGAUAAGGGUUAUGAAGCACUGGAUGACGAAGCGUGUGACUCAUGCCGCAAAACAAAGUACGCGAUGACUGUUGAAGCUUGUGAACAUCACCUCUGCAGCAACUGUAUCCGCGCAGUUGUAGAAAAUGCCUAUCUGCGUAAUAUCAUGUGUCCGGUGAAGCAAUCUUCAGGGAGAUGUUCGGCCAUUCUAUCAAGAGAUGAUAUUAAGAAGAAUGUUUCCCGCCAAGCAUACAGCAGAUACAAGAAAAUGCUGACAUGGGAGAUAAUGACAUGUCAAAAUAAGAAAUGCCAUGCCGAGUUCUGUGUAGACCCGUCGAAGAAUACAUUGAAAUGUCCGCGGUGUAAGGUGACCAACUGCACAACAUGCCGUGCCUGUCAUGAGGGGUAUUCUUGCGAGCAAUACGUCGCAUGGUUGGUAGAGGCCAUGGACAAAGGCCAGCUGGAGGAUCCUGCUGAGAAAGAAAAGCGUUUCAAAGAACAGCAGCAGCUGUACGAGAAAAAUAUUGUACCAAAUACAGAGCAAUUCGACUGUGUGGUAUGCUUCGGUGAGGUCGAGCCAGGAGAAGGGCUAAUCCUGAAAAAUUGCCACCACAGCAUCUGCAAGGAUUGCCUCAAAAACACAAUUGCCACUUCAGAGAAUGCAGAAGUUCAGUGUCCCUGCUUUGCUGAAGAUAGUCAACCCUGCACAAUGAACAUCCUCGAUGACGAGAUUAGGGAGAUACUCUCUCCAGAGGGAUACGAGGCAUUUUUGGAGAAAGGACUCAUUGAAGCUGAGAGAAAGACGGCGAAUUCGUUUCACUGCAAGACUGUCAAUUGUCGCGGGUGGUGCAUUUACGACGCCGAGGUCAACACGUUCGACUGCCCUGUUUGUGAGAAGCCCAACUGCCUGCGUUGCGAAGCUAUCCAUCCAGAUGUCACUUGCGAGGCGUACCAGGAGGACUUGAAGCGCAGGGCUGCCAAUGACGCGGCCGCAAAGGCCUCUAUAAAAUUUCUCGAGGAUCAGCUGGAACAAGGAGUGGCAAUGCGAUGUCCUACGUGCAAGGUAAUUGUGAUAAAGAGAAGCGGCUGCGACUACAUGGUGUGUGCCUCGUGCAAGACAGCUCUGUGCUGGGCUACCAAGGGAGCUCGCUGGGGACCUAAAGGUGCUGGCGAUAACAGUGGAGGAUGCCGCUGUAUGGUAGAUGGUGUCAAGUGUCAUCCAACCUGCACUACGUGCCAUUGAAUUACUGCCCUUCUGCGUUGGCGUUGUGUUAUAAAAGAGAACGAAUAAUAGCCGAUGGUAUGAUUGCAAAUAUGACACUUUAUUAUAUCUGUUUACUCCUAAGAUUCUGGGAGUAUUACGCAGGAGAAAGAGUGUGACCCGAUGUAGUGUGCGUAUCACGGUUGAAAAAAGUUUUUUUUUUUUUCUUGGUCUAUUUCAACCACACAACAAAAGUUAUCACAUCGGAAUCGGAUGCAAAUCUUGUUUACUUUCAUUUUUGGGAAUAAAUAAAAAUCAGUUGGGGCACGG
This is a messenger RNA of Ornithodoros turicata, 2889 nucleotides long. RefSeq lists its product as uncharacterized. The transcript has 15 exons. The coding region runs from base 133 to 2601 and encodes 822 amino acids. Gene Ontology annotation, biological process: proteasome-mediated ubiquitin-dependent protein catabolic process; protein linear polyubiquitination. Gene Ontology annotation, molecular function: ubiquitin-protein transferase activity; ubiquitin binding. Gene Ontology annotation, cellular component: ubiquitin ligase complex. Lineage: Eukaryota; Metazoa; Arthropoda; Arachnida; Ixodida; Argasidae. The record is from RefSeq and is a predicted model, not a curated record.